Vitis riparia (riverbank grape) is the source of this 774-nucleotide messenger RNA. RefSeq lists its product as uncharacterized. The record is from RefSeq and is a predicted model, not a curated record. Gene Ontology annotation, molecular function: 3'-5' exonuclease activity; nucleic acid binding. The transcript has a single exon. Gene Ontology annotation, cellular component: nucleus; cytoplasm. NCBI's taxonomy places the organism in Eukaryota, Viridiplantae, Streptophyta, Magnoliopsida, Vitales, Vitaceae. The coding region runs from base 1 to 774 and encodes 257 amino acids.
AUGCUGAGAAUCACAGCGAAGAAGGACGUCGUAGACGAUAGGAGAUAUGUUUACAACGCCUACAAAGUGUUCGUGGAGGACCUCAAGAACGAGCGCACACAUCGCAUCUUCACCAUUUCCACGUUCUGUGAUUUCACCGCCGGCAAGUGGUUCAAAGAAGUUUUGAAAAGCUGCCGGAACAGCCACGGGAAGAUAGUCGUCGGCGUCUGUGCCGAGGUUGAAGCCGAUUGGUUAAAAAACGUCGCCUGCAGCGACCCCGGUGACGAUCCCUACGGCAUCCUUCAGCUCUGCAUCGGCUCGCAAUGUCUCAUCUACCAGUUGCCGGAGCCUGGCGACGACCCGCCGAGGUGCGUAACAGAGUUUUUCUCUGAUCCAAACGUUGUUGCUGUUGGUGUUGGUAUGAAGACGCUGGCGAAGAGGAUGCUGCGGGAGCAAAGGUUGAAGAUGGUGAACACAGUGGAUUUGGGGACUUUGGCUUUUGAGGGGCUGCGAAGGGAGGAUCUGGAUCUUGGUCGCUAUGAUCUAGACCGGCUGGCGAAGGCGGUGUUGGGGAAGCACAUGGAUGUGGUUCGGCCAGAGAAGGAUAUGAAGUGGUACGAUAGGAGUCAUUACGACUGGUACGACAGAGUGCUCACCUGCGAGAAGGCCGCCUAUGCUACUGUCGAUCCAUACCUUUGCUUUCUCAUCGGGACUCAGCUAUACGAUAUGAUCAAGGAUCAUUCUGCUCCCAGGAAGAACAAGAAGAAGAACAGGAACAAGAACAAGAAGAACUAG